This is a messenger RNA of Penicillium maclennaniae, 1092 nucleotides long. Its product is annotated as Cyclic-AMP phosphodiesterase class-II. Gene Ontology annotation, molecular function: 3',5'-cyclic-GMP phosphodiesterase activity; 3',5'-cyclic-AMP phosphodiesterase activity. The coding region runs from base 1 to 1092 and encodes 363 amino acids. The transcript has 2 exons. NCBI's taxonomy places the organism in Eukaryota, Fungi, Ascomycota, Eurotiomycetes, Eurotiales, Aspergillaceae. Gene Ontology annotation, biological process: cGMP catabolic process; negative regulation of glucose mediated signaling pathway; cAMP catabolic process. The record is from RefSeq and is a predicted model, not a curated record.
AUGAAAAAUCACAUGUUUAACGAUGUGAUCUGGCCUAACUUGUCUGAUGAAGAUGGAGGUGCUGGUCUCCUCACUUAUCAACGCCUGGUGGAGGGUGGAAACCCAAGAUUCGGAAGUGGGGAGGCGAGAGGUUACGUUCGCGCCUGUAACGGGCUCCUGACCAAAUGUCUGAGCAUCAGUCAUGGGCGAUGCAAGCAACGUUUCCACCCAGAGAGCGCAGCUCACCAUCGUGUCGGGAGUGCCGUCUUUGGUGAUCAAUUGAUGCUGCCCUCUCGUGCUAUAUCUGUGGACCAUACGGAUGGAAGCUUCUACUCACCUGCCCGGUCCCCUCGUAUUCUCCCUAACAAUCCAAAGGAGCCUAUCAUGGCCGCAGUCGAAAGCUCUGCCUUUUUCAUACGCGACCACCGCACAGGGCACGAAAUCAUCGUCUUUGGAGACGUCGAACCAGACUCAGUAGCCCAAGAACCCCAGAACAAACGCGUCUGGGAGACAGCCGCCCCAAAAAUUGCUUCCGGGAAUCUUCGUGCCAUUUUCAUUGAAUGCUCCUAUACAGACGCCGUCAACGACGCAUACUUAUACGGCCACAUGUGUCCACGCCACCUGACCGCAGAGCUCAAGGUUCUCGCGAAUCAAGUCAUGGACAUCCGCGAUGCAGGCAAUGCCGAUCUGAAACGGAAACGAGAAAGCACCGGUCCGUCGGGUCUCGGCCGGGACGUGAGCCCACGAACAAAACGGGUCCAGAGUAUCGCUGGCCAGAGAGGUCGGCGGUUCGAUGGAACCUCCGAGCCGAGGACACGCUCUCAUCUGCGUGACUCUGUUGACUAUAGUUCCGAGGAUCCCACGGGCUUAGGUGCCUUUGAGAGUCUAGAUCCUCUUACCGAGUUUGAGGCCCCUGAUCCAGUCCGCUGGUUUGAGGCAGAUCCCCUUCCUCUGGCUGGGCUCUCUGUGUAUAUCAUCCACAUUAAAGAGAACAUGACAGAUGGUCCGCCUAUUAGAGAUCAAAUCCUAGAAGAGCUUCAAGCACAUGGCAAGGAGGCUCAUCUGGGUUGUGAGUUCUUUAUGCCGGAUCUCACUGAGGGGAUCUGGAUCUGA